GAAUUCCUGACGGAGUCACUGCCCGUGGAUAUGAUUGGAAUGAACUGUCGUCUGAUGUCUCAGUACAUAGAAUUUGUUGCAGAUCACUUGCUAGUUGAACUUGAUUGUGAGAAGCUCUACAAGGUGAACAAUCCAUUUGAUUUUAUGGAGAAUAUUUCCAUUGAUGGGAAAACAAAUUUUUUCGAGAAGAAGGUUUCCGAGUACCAGCGUCCUGGUGUCAUGACGACAGAAAACGACAGACAGUUCCAGCUAGAUGCCGAUUUUUAG
This is a messenger RNA of Angiostrongylus costaricensis, 267 nucleotides long. NCBI's taxonomy places the organism in Eukaryota, Metazoa, Nematoda, Chromadorea, Rhabditida, Metastrongylidae. The record is from the annotation of a GenBank genome assembly.